Molecule: messenger RNA, 5042 nt
Organism: Serinus canaria (Common canary)
Lineage: Eukaryota; Metazoa; Chordata; Aves; Passeriformes; Fringillidae
Gene: FTO
Product: FTO alpha-ketoglutarate dependent dioxygenase
Exons: 11
Coding region: 271-1800 (509 amino acids)
Biological process (GO): RNA repair; regulation of multicellular organism growth; DNA alkylation repair
Molecular function (GO): ferrous iron binding; mRNA N6-methyladenosine dioxygenase activity; broad specificity oxidative DNA demethylase activity
Source: RefSeq, a predicted model, not a curated record
GCGCGCUGCCCGCGGAGCCGCGGUCCGGCCGCUGCCGGCGGAGCUGCGCGGGGCUCCCGCGGUGUUCGGGGCGCUGCUCCGCUCCGGGCGGACGGCUAAGGCGGCACCAUGAAGAGGAGAGCAGGGGAGCGGGAGAAAGAACUGAAGGGAACCUGCAAAUUAUGAUUGUAGAGCAGUUGGUAUUCCUUGCACUGGACUUGUUAAAAUAGCCCUUCUUGAAUUCUAGUUACUGCUGAAACAUUUCCAUUGUAGAAAGGGAAGUAAUACAGCAUGUUAAGCCAGCAAAUAAGAACAAAGAAGAAAAAACUUCUUGAAGAACUUGGGGAGAAUAGACUUCCAUAUCUGACACCAGCCGAUGCUGAUUUCCACCAGCUGUGGAAGACCAAGUAUUCCAAGCUGAUUUUCAAGAAAUCUGAUGCAGUACCUGAAGAGCUCCAUCAAAUGGUGCAAGAAAGCUUUCUGGCCUUGAGAGAACACAACUGUUUCUUUCAAGAUCUUGUAAGGAUCAAAGGAAAAGACUUUCUUACUCCAGUGUCUCGUAUAUUAGUUGGAAACCCAGGAUGCACUUAUAAGUACUUGAACACAAGAUUAUUUACAGUUCCUUGGCCCACAGGAAGUCAUGAUAUAAAAUAUUGCAGUCCUGAAAUACAUGAUGCUUGUAAAGCAUUAAUGAGACUUAAUGACUACUUGCAUAUUGAAACAGUCAAGGCAUUGCAAGGACAAAAUUUGCUUGAAAACAAACAAAUUCAAGAUACUACUGUAAUAGAGAGGAAGGAAAGUUUUGCUACUUCUCUUACAGAGCAAGAGUCUGUUUCAAAAGAUCAAAGCAGUGUUUGUGUACCAGAGGAUGACAGAAGUCUAAAGAACAGAACAUCUUAUAAUUUGACUUUAUUAAAUUAUAUGGAUCCACUACAAAUGCUGUGCUUGAAACAAGAACCUUACUUUGGAAUGGGGAACAUGGCAGUGAGCUGGCACCAUGAUGAGAACCUGGUGGAAAGGUCAGCAGUGGCUGUGUACAGUUACAGCUGUGAAGAUUCAUCUGUACAAGAAGGCAAUGAACAGGAACUGAAGGGGAGAGACCCAGCUGUUUGGCACGUGGGCUUGAAGGUGGCAUGGGACAUAGAGACACCUGGCUUGGCAGUGCCACUUCACCAAGGAGACAUCUACCUGAUGCUUGAUGAUCUCAAUAUGACCCAUCAGCACUGUGUUCUGGCUGGUCUGUCACCUCGGUUCAGCUCCACUCACAGGGUGGCAGAUUCUUCAAGAGGAACGUUGGAAUACAUACUUGGACAGUGUGAACUGGCACUCCAGAAUUUACAGACUGAUUCUGAUUCAAUGGCUUUGUCUUUGAAAUCACUGGAAGCUGCAGUGGUGAAGCAAGUAGAAGAAAUACACAAUGAGGUUGAAUUUGAGUGGCUUAGGCAGUUUUGGUUCCAAGGCAAGAGGUAUUUGAAGUGCACUGAUUGGUGGCUUAAGCCUAUGGCUAAAUUGGAAGAAUUUUGGAGAAAACUGGAGAUUAUGACAAGUCUGGUCCUCUCUGAGGUUAGAAAAGAGCAACAAAUUGAGGAACAAAGGAAUGAGACCAUCAGCUGCUUCCUGCUCCUGCUUAAGGAGAGACAAAAGCUGCGUAAAGAAUGGACAGCAAGAUGCCAGUCAGACGCAGCAGAGAGCUUGCCAGAGGACCAGAGACCAGAAUGCCACCCCUUCUGGACAGAUGAUGAUGAAUGUAAUAUGCCUCUGCCAUACGAUCUAGAAGAAGUAAUUGCUUAUCUACAAAAUCUUGUUCAAUGGAUAGAAUAACAAGAGACCUUCCAGCCUAGAAUUAUUGAUGCUGGUCAUCUGGGGAGAAGCUUUGUCGUUGUCCUAAAUCUUUUCAGCUUUAUCUUGAUUGUAUGUUAUUUUAUGUAUCAAUGCAGAUUUUACCAGUCUUUACACAGUAGCUUAGUUACUGUUUCAUAAUAAAAAAGACCAGCCCCAAAUUUACAGAAGUGUGUGUUUGUAAGGCCUGAAGUCCAGAACACCAGCCUGAAUUCCCUCCUCCUCCACUCUAGUUCCCAUUGACCCUACAGCCCAGAGAUCUCUGUACUUCACAGAAUCACAGACUGGGUCAAGUUUGAAGGGACCACAGUGGGAUCAUCAGGUCCAACCUCCCUCCCAGAGCACAGGCACGGGGUUGUGUCCAGACACUUCUGGAAUGUCCCCAAGUGAGGGAGGCUCCACAGCCUGCACAGAGCAUUUUUCAGAUGAGGAAUUCUGUAGGAGCAUUCUAACAUCGAUCCCAAGACUUUCUUACUGUUUUGCCUCAUGGCAACAGAGUACUACUAAGAGAGAUUUCUGAUAUGAGUCUGUAUCUCCUGGGCUCCCUGGAAUUCAGAAUUCAGUUCCUAAUCACUGCUUUGUUUCUGCAUGUUGUGAAUCCUAUUCUGAGGUCAGGUUUCCCAGUGCAUUGCCUAAAGAGGUGAUGGACCUAAGUAAGACCUUCCAUUUGGGUUGUUUGGUCCCCUGAGAAACUAGAUUUAGAUUGUGUGCUACUGGGUAUUGCAGCAUCAAGUGAGAUCUGUGAGCACAAACCCAAAAACUCUGAGAAACAAAGCAGUUUUUGAUGUUUUGUAGUAACAUGCUAUAAAAAGAACAAUUAUGUGUGGGACGAUACAGAGUUCCCUGAAUGAGACAGAGAAUUUUGAUUAGGUAAAUUGCUAUUUUGUCUGAACUGGUUGGACUGGUGUCCAACUUUGCCACAAAAAAGCAGAAAAUCAUUAUGGUGAAAAAGCACUCAGGCUGUGUUACCAAAGAAGCCAGUAAGGUUCAGAGUUUGACAUUGCCACCAAGAAAUGAAUAUGCCUCCCGUGCUAAUGUGCUGUUUAAAGUCUCUGCUGAGGCUGAGCUCACCCAGAACACACCAGCUUCUGUACUGGCAAAGUGCUGUGUGUGUGGAUGAGGCUUGUACUCCUAAAAUUGUGCUUUUGACAGUAUAACAUAUGCCAGACCUCCCUGGAGUUAAGGAAGCUGUGCCAGUAAAAAUUCAGUUUUAGUGGUAUAAAACUGUGUCCACACCUACCAGCUUUUGCCAGGACAAUUAUUUCAAGUAGAGGUUGUACCUCAUAAGACUUUAGGUAAAGCUGUGCCAGCAAAAGUAUAAAUACUUGAAUCUAGGGUUUCCAUCAUAGUCCUGGGCUUCUGUGAGAACUUUUUGCUAUCCUGUGGAAUGUAAAGACUCUCUGAAGAGUAAGUUAUUACUUAAACUAGGUUUAUAAUAUUACCAUGAUCCACACAUUUAUCUGUUGUCUCUUGUGCCAUAGAUUUCAUAACAUUUGGAAAUACUGCUAUGGGCAUAGCUUUCUCUUCCCUGCACUAGUUAAAGCUGGCUUUACCAGUGGCAUAUUUGGAUUGGUGCCACACUAAACACUGUUUGCUUUGGAGAUCACUUAGAGAAAAGCUAGCUGGAGAUGUGGGAAUUCUGCCUUUGAAAAGGCAGUUCUCAGAAACAGAUAUUGCUUUGGAAAUGAGCAAUAUGAAUUCAGACAAGCUAAUGUUGUAACAGUGGUAGCACAAUGUUUAGGGGGACUGUUUAUUUAUGCUGUUAUGUUACGAUUACUUUGUGUUUAAUUAAGCACUGCUAAAAUCCAUGGGGAUCACACUAUUGAAAGAAAUCUGACCGCCACAAAGGGGAGAGAAGGCACAUCAAUGAUGUAGUUUGUAGCUGAAGUGGAGGCAAAGCUAUUAAAAAAAUGAUUGGAAAAUAAUUAUUUCCAGCAGCAGUAAAAAUAAAACCAAACCAAAACAAUCCCAAAUCUAUUAGGAGACUGCUGGCAGUAAUAACAGAAUUUUUAGAAUACAUGUACCCAGGUCUUGCCUGUGCAUGAAGAUUUAAGGUAGUGAAUUAGCUGAACUAUUAUUAGUCUCAGUGCAGUCAGAUAGCUCUUAUCUAAGCCAUGGUUAUCAUUGGUAUGGAUAAAUGAACACCUUUGGAAUAAGACUGCCAAAAUACCAAUAAUCAAGUGGUUUAGGGCUCAGUGUUGCAUUCCAGUCUUGCAUCAUCUAAAUCAGUAUAACCUGAUUGUGCUCAGUUGAAAUGCAGAAGUAUGAGAAGGUUUCAUAUCUCCAAAGCCCACAGGAGUUGAUAGCAAUAACAUGAGUAAGAUGGUGGAACUGUUUGAAGCACAUAGUAAUGCCAAAGGGUACCCCAAAAGGAGAACACAGUUAAAGGUAAAUAUAUAUAAAAAAUCUGAGAGAUCAACCAUAAAUGAUUGCUGUGUUUGGAUUAUGUGCUAGCAGCUGACAAAUACUUUGAAGAUUUCUUUAUUUUAUUGAAGUAGUUAUAAUUUAGCUUGUUUCAAUGAUUCUUUAGCAAUCCAUUUAUAUUCCAGCAUUAGAUAACCCAUUUCCUUUUUGAAAGAGCUGGAAGACACAGCCUCUAGUUAAUGUUCUGUGUAUAGCAAUUGUUUGCCAAGCCUGGAUGCUUUAGAAGCAUGAAGACCAAGGUCAAGUUUUUUCAAGGAAGAGGUGAGAGCAUAAAUUAACUUUUGACAUUAAAUUCAGUGGCUCUUUUAAAAUGGUGAAGUUCACGAUUUUGCUUACAUUUACUUUUCAUCAGCCAGGACUGAAUUGAGGUAAAAUAGUUCCCUUGCACGUGUGUGUCAGGCUAAAUGGAUUGCAGAAGAUACAGAUCUGUUUGCCUGUCUGCACUUGCCUUUAGACAAUAUUCAUCAAUUUUACAAAAGCUACUGACUAAACAUGGAACCGGUACAAAUGAAAUGCUCAAGGCAAGGGCUUUCUUUUAUAAAUCUGAUACAGAGUUGGUUUUACACUGAUAGAAAGAAAAUGUUGGCAGAAAAUGAAAAACUUCUAUUGUUUCUGUAAUUUUGGGGAUGAAAGAUACAGACUGUUUUAAAGUAUUUGAUAGAAAACUGCUGUGUUAUGCAACGUAAUUAGAGAUGUUUUUAUAAUGCUUUGUUCAUAUCCGUGUAUAUGAAAAUAUUUUAUCCCAUAGGUCUUUUCUUCUCUUGAAAAGGUUAUGUAAAUAAAUAAAAUUAAUCUCAAUA